Molecule: messenger RNA, 1401 nt
Organism: Balaenoptera ricei (Rice's whale)
Lineage: Eukaryota; Metazoa; Chordata; Mammalia; Artiodactyla; Balaenopteridae
Gene: ADAMDEC1
Product: ADAM like decysin 1
Exons: 13
Coding region: 1-1401 (466 amino acids)
Biological process (GO): proteolysis
Molecular function (GO): metalloendopeptidase activity
Source: RefSeq, a predicted model, not a curated record
AUGUUGUGUGGGACAUCUCAGCUACCUACAGUAGCCAGCAUGUCUUUGGUCCUGCUUUCCACCCUCUGGCUCAUCGUUCAAGCUCAAGCAAUAGCCAUAAAGCCGACUCCUGAACUAGAGCCCUAUGAAGUAGUUCGUCCUAAAAAACUACACAUUUUACACAAAAGAGAAAUACAGAACAACCAGACAGAGAAGCAUGGCAAAGAGGAAAGAUAUGAACCUGAACUUCAGUAUCAGAUGAUAUUAAAUGGAGAAGAAGUCAUUCUUUGCCUACAAAAAGCCAAGCAUCUCCUGGGGCCAGACUACACUGAAACAUAUUACUCACCCAGAGGAGAGAAAAUCACAACAAGCCCUCAGAACAUGGAACACUGCUACUAUAAAGGACACGUCCUAAAUGAAAAGGAUUCUGUUGCCAGUAUUUGUACUUGUGAUGGGUUGAGGGGAUACUUCACACAUCACAAUCAGAGAUACAUGAUAAAGCCUCUGAAAAUCACAGACCAAGAAGAACAUGCUGUCCUCAUACACAACCAGGAGGAGCUAGACCCAGCUAAUCACACCUGUGGUGUAAGAAAUGUUGGCAGGAAACAGGGCCUUAUUCGAACCUCAAGGUCACUCAAAAGGCCAGAGAAAGACUUUCUUCAGGCUGAGAAAUACAUCGAUCUCUUUUUGGUGCUGGAUAAUGCCUUUUAUAACAUGUAUAAUAGGAAUAUAACUUUGAUAAGAAGCUUUGUGUUUGAUGUGAUAAACCUACUCAAUGUGAUUUAUAAUACCAUAGACAUUCAAGUGGUCUUGAUAGGUAUGGAAAUCUGGUCUGAUGGUGAUAAGAUAAAGGUGGUACCCAACACAGGUGUCACCUUUAAUAACUUUCUGAAUUGGCAUCGUUCUAACCUGGGGAAGAUGAAGAUCCAUGACCACGCUCAGCUACUCAGUGGAGUUGGCUUCAGAAAUCGAAUUACAGGACUGGCAGCCUCGAAUUCCUUGUGCUCCCCAUCAUCUGUUGCCGUUAUUGAGGGUAAGAGAAAGAAUAGUGUCUCUCUUGUAGGAGUGAUGGCACAUGAGUUGGGUCAUGUCCUUGGUAUGCCUGAUGUUCCAUAUAACACCAACUGUCCCUCUGGGAGUUGUGUGAUGAAUGAAUAUCUGAGUUCAAAAUUCCCAAAGGAUUUCAGUACAGUCAGUCGCUCACAUUUUAAAAAAUAUAUUUUAUCUCAAAAACCAAGAUGCUUGCUGCAAACAUUGGUUCCUAAAAAUAUGAUGAUAAAACCAGUGUGUGGGAACCAACUUCUGGAAGUAGGAGAAGUCUGUGAUUGUGGCUCUCCUGAGGAAUGUGCCAAUCCUUGCUGUGAGGCCAUGACCUGUAUGUUAAAACCUGAAGCUGACUGUGGAAAAAACAGUAAACCAUAA